Messenger RNA from Thlaspi arvense, 1224 nucleotides. The record is from the annotation of a GenBank genome assembly. Lineage: Eukaryota; Viridiplantae; Streptophyta; Magnoliopsida; Brassicales; Brassicaceae.
AUGGAGAGGGUUGUCGGAGGCAAAUACAAGCUCGGCCGCAAGAUCGGGAGUGGAUCAUUUGGAGAAAUCUAUCUUGCUACUCAUAUUGAUACGUUUGAGAUUGUUGCUGUCAAGAUCGAAAAUAGUAAGACCAAACAUCCUCAACUGUUUUAUGAGGCCAAGUUGUAUAAUGUUCUGCAAGGAGGAAGUGGCAUUCCUAGCAUCAAAUGGUCUGGUGUAGAUGGGGAAGAUAAUGUACUUGUCCUAGAUUUGCUGGGACCGAGCCUUGAAGAUCUAUUUGUUUACUGUGGCAGAAAGUUUUCAUUGAAGACUGUCUUGAUGUUAGCAGAUCAGAUGAUUACAAGAAUCGAAUAUGUUCACUCAAAAGGGUUUUUGCACAGGGACAUUAAACCUGAUAACUUUCUUAUGGGUCUUGGUCGAAAAGCAAAUCAAGUUUACAUUAUCGACUUUGGACUAGCAAAAAGAUACAGGGAUUCUACAACUAAUCGUCACAUUCCUUACAGGGAGAACAAAAAUUUGACGGGUACAGCACGUUAUGCGAGUUGCAAUACUCACCUUGGAAUUGAGCAAAGCCGGCGGGAUGAUUUAGAGUCUCUUGGAUAUGUACUUUUAUACUUCUUGAGGGGAAGCCUCCCAUGGCAGGGUUUAAAAGCUGCAACGAAGAAGGAGAAGUAUGACAAAAUAUGUGAGAAGAAAUUAUCUACUCCUAUUGAGGUUUUGUGCAAGUCUCACCCAGUGGAGUUUGCUUCAUACUUCCAUUACUGCCAUUCUCUGACAUUUGAUCAGCGACCUGAUUAUGGAUUUCUAAAGCGCCUAUUCCGUGAAUUAUUCAUUCGUGAAGGUAUUGGCUGGCAGUGGCACUUACUUCAUCCAGCUACUGGAGAGGGCAACAACAGAGCAAUGCCUAUGGAUUUGGACAAACAUCAAGCUGAUGUAACAGAACGUAUGAGAUUGGACAAUGCUGGUAGUCCUGGAAUUAGGAUGCACUUCAAACCCCAAAUCGGAAGGAAUCUGAGAUUGGACAAUCCCCUCGAGAGAAAUGUAAUGGGCAACACAGAUUUACCGUCGGUUUCAUUUUCUUCUGCUGGUGUUUCAAAACAGAAGGCAGCCUCAAAAGCUGUUCUACCUCCUGAAAGUACAAACUUUAGUCAUGGGAAUGUUGACAAAGUUGGUCCUUCAAGCAGUUGGAUUUCAUCCUUGCAUCGUAUUUCUUCUACUAAAUGA